AAACGCAGAGGCAGCUACAUUCCGACACACACUGGCCAUUUCUUCUUUUUGUUCGCUGUCCGGUGCACAGAGGGCCGUGAUGCGGUGGCCCGGUGACACCGCUGGCCUGCUGCCUUACAUGGGCAAACCUCUGCACUGACUGAGGCGGCUGGAAUUUCAGGGCGUGACGUCACUGCCUACAACUCUCCCAGAAUUUGGAUCCAGAAGUUUCACUUUUUGGUGUGAUUUGAGCCUCUGUUAUAUUUCCUAGAAAGCGAGAUUUCAACAUACAGUAAAAGACAUUGCUUCAGCUGUAUUCCAGAAAUCCCACAGGUCGAGAGAGGAGACAAGGUUUCUGAUCUCAAAGUUCACAUCAUCAUUUGGCCUGAAAAUUUGGAACCAUGUGGAACCCAGUGAACAGUAACAACCAGACAGGACAAGUGACUGCCAGAAUGGAGACUACUCCAUCUUUGGGCAGUACAAGCAUCUCCAUCUCCCAGCAGCAGGCACCUAAGAAGUUUGCCCCUGUGGUUGCACCCAAGCCCAAGUUCAACCCUUACAAACAGAUGGGAGAAACAAGCCCCACUGACCCUGCAGUGGACUACCCUCCCCCUCCACCACCUGCUGAAGAGUCGACUGGUUUCCCAUCAUCCCCCGGUUCCUUCCCUCCGCCACCGAUGAACUCAUACGAUUAUCAGAUGAAAGGACCAGCAAAGACGCUGGAGGAGAGACGCUCCAGUCUGGAUGCUGAGAUUGACUCCCUCACCAGCAUCCUGGAAGACCUGGAGAGCAGCUCGCCCUAUAAGCCACGGAGCACACAAAACUCUGGAUCCUCAGUAGCCACCACUCCCAGUGCUCCAGUAACUGGUUACAAACGAAUGGUCAUUCCAACUCAGCCACCUCUGACUGCCACCAAAAAGUCAAUACCCAAACCUCAAGCCCCUGGGGGAGUCUCUGCUGUCCCACCUUCCUCUGUCAGCCCAGUGGCCAAGCCUCAAAGCCACAUGGCUCCUCAGCCUGUCCCAGCCUCCUAUGCUACAGCUUCAACCCCAAGUCAGCCCACCUUCAAUGUCCAGGUGAGGUCUGCCCAGCCCGGGCCCCAGCAUCCACCCCCAGGUAGCCUCCAUUUUGGCCAGCAGCCAUCACGUAGCCCUACACAGGUGCAGUACAUGCCUGCUCAGCCCAAAGGUCCUGACUUUGCCUAUGGACCGCCACAGCCUGGCUUCUCCCCGAUGACCCAGGGUGCAUAUCAAGAGCAGCCCCAUUCAGGAGUACACCAAGUAGGUAGCCUCAGCUCCAGGAGACCUGACCCUGCACCCACCCAAGCAUACCAGCCUCCAGGCCCCAAGAAGACCUACAUCACAGAUGUACCACCAAGCUUGGCUCCCUAUGCUGGACCAGCUGUUCCACCAAAGGGUGGGGCUCCCAUGGCACACCCUGAAGAUGAGCUGGAGCGCCUGACCAAGAAGAUGCUGUUUGACAUGGACCACCCUCCAUCUCAGGAAUAUUUUGGACGCUGUGCCAACUGUGGAGAGAACGUAGUGGGUGAAGGCACCGGCUGCACUGCCAUGGACCAGGUCUUCCAUGUUGACUGCUUUAUCUGCAUGACCUGCGGCACCAAGCUGCGUGGCAAGCCCUUCUAUGCUGUAGAAAAGAAGGCCUACUGCGAGCCUUGCUACAUUAACACCCUGGAGACCUGCACCAUCUGCAGUAAGCCCAUCAUGGAGCGCAUCCUGCGAGCCACAGGGAAAGCCUACCACCCUCACUGCUUCACUUGCGUGGUGUGCCACCGCAGUCUGGACGGCAUCCCUUUCACUGUGGAUGCUUCCAACCACAUCCACUGCAUCGAGGACUUUCACAAGAAGUUCGCUCCGCGCUGCUGUGUGUGCUCUGAGCCUAUAAUGCCAGCACCGGGCCAGGAGGAGACCGUCCGUAUUGUGGCCCUGGACCGUGACUUCCAUGUGCAGUGUUACCGCUGUGAGGACUGUGGCUGUCUGCUCUCAGAGGGUGAUAACCAGGGCUGCUACCCUCUGGACGGACACGUCCUCUGCAAGAACUGUAACAGCAACCGCAUCCAGGCCCUCACUGCCAAGGCCACCACUGACCUCUGAACAGCUUGCUGCCUGGUCACCUCCACUGUGAUAACCCAACACUCGCUCACUCUGUGUCUCUCCCUCUCUCUUCUUUCUCAUGCAAACAUAGUGUACCCAUCCAUACACAGAAGCUUGCAUUCCUCAGCAUAUAUACAUGUAUAUCCCAAUAUAUAACGUACUGUAUAUAAUAAGAAAUAGCAUCACAUGUUCACCUGCACACAUGCAUCUAUUGACUCAGUACAAUUACAGCAGAAGAGGCUGUGUGUUAUUAGCUAUGCAGUUGUUAAAGGAGUAGUUCGACAGUUUGGGAGAUAUACUUUAAGUCUGUCUUGCCAUGAGUGAGAUGCGAAGAUUGCUGCCACAUGUACGCUAAACACAGUGAUACGGCCGACAGUUGGUUAGCUUAUCUUAGCAUAAACUUUGAAAUGGUGAAACAUGUAGCCUGGCUCUGUCCAAAGAAAUUGGAGUGUAAAAAUCCACAAGUCAGCUAUAUAUAUAUGUGUAUGGGUAAUACGCUAUUCUUGCCAUAAAAAUUGUGCAUUUUCUACAGAUUAGACUAAUGAGAUAUAAGUGUCAGUUAGUAGCUGUGUCACUACCUGUGUCCCUCCUAGUUUCCAGUCUGUAUACUAACCCAAGAUAACUGGCUGCUGUCCAGAUGUAAGUGGUACUAUAUCGGUCUUUCCAUCAGUAUUUCCCAAAAUGUCAAACUGUUGCUUAAAAUCAGUCCAAGUCCCUCAGUUAACAGUUACAACAUGCAACAUCACUCAGUGUUAUUGUCUCAUAUCAUACUUAUCUUUACCUUGCUUGUUUCAGCCAGGAUGUGCAUCCAUGCGUGUAUGUUUCCAUGCAAGCCCUCAUUUUCCUCACUGACUGGUUCUUCUGAUCUAAAAUGGAGAUAGACUGCACCACGCAUGAGGAAAACCAUGAGCAAUGCAAUAUGUAUGUUUAGAACAUUCAUUUUGUUCUUCAGUCUUUAUUACUCUGCAAAUCCACAGUCGGUACACAAAUAGGGAUAAAAUUACACUGAGGCUCAUUACUGCAGAACACCAAAGAACUGAAUUUAAACUGCCAUGUAUCCUGUGUACUUAUUUUGUAUGCAGCUACAUUAAACAUUACCUACAAGUGUAUUUGCUGGGACCACAGGAAUCUCAAACAGUAAAUCUCAGUGUCAGGAACAGAAUUGCCGACAGGCAACUGCUGAAUGCAAUUUCUCUUUUAACACGAUCUUUUCUUUGUACUUUCCAAAAGAGUUUCGCUUUGAUAUACACAAUAGAUUAUUUUCUUUUAGCCUGAGACAUACAAUCAUGACAUUCCACUCAUACAAAUGAGUCUUUGAGCUGAUAACUCAGUUACACUGCCGUGGAUUAGAUCAGUGAUUGUACAGUAAACAAAAAUAUGACAUAGCUAUGCAAUUCUUAAUGUUAAUUGCAUCGACACUUUAUAAGAAAUUUUAUGAAAAAGGAAAUAUUUUACCUGUACAGAUUCAAACGUAAGUGUCCUUAUAGUAAUCCUUUAAUCAAAACUCUGCUGUUGGCACUGUGUGACUGUGUGUGUCACUGUGCUGUAUGUCAGUACUGAUUGUACCAGCGACCCUCAUCUUUUACUGUUUGUUGAAACCGCUGAACAAAAAGCGGACCAUAACUGUUCCAACAAUGACGACAGUUUUGUUAUUUGUUCCAGCCCAGAGUCACUGACCAGUCAUCUGACUGCUUUAUUAUAGUUCAGUGUAAUUAGCAGUGCUAGUAGUAAGACGUGAUGAUGAGUUAAAGGUACCCUGUGGAGUGUUUGACCUCUAGUAGCGUUACAGCGUUUGUGAAAAGGUCCCCAUUUUGUUUGGACCUGCAUGGACUCGUACUCAAGAGUGUGGCACAGCCCAUCUCUCCCCCACUCCCAGGAGUGUCGUUGCUCACCCCUGGUGUCUCCCCUGCCAGAUUCAAGGCCGGUUCAUGUUUUCUGUGUCGAAAUGUGCAUGCAAGUUGUCUGUGUACAGCACUUCCACACUGAAAGUAAACAGAGCCUUAAUAUAGUUACAAUAAAACUCCACAUGAUACCUUUAAAGAAUAAACAAAUACUAAUUUGCAAGUUUAUUAGUUGGAUUAGUUUACAGUCAACCACAUGUUGAAAGACAGAGGACCUCCAAGGCCCCGAUUACAAAUGUUUUGUUUGUUGUUUUCAGAGAGUUCCCUUGUACCCGCUACCUGUCUUUACUGUUUCCAUCACACAUUAAGAGGUGGGGUUAAGUGCUGUUUGGAUGUCAGAAAGUAAUUAUACAAACCUCUGGUUACAGCAGGGUCAUCGGAUCAAGUUGACCGUGGCAGUGAUUGAACCAGGGUAACACAUUGUAAAUAACUGUGCUAAUAAGCCCAAUAAUAAAUUAACCAUAAAUAGGAAUUUCACUUUAAUCAGACCCUUUGCUAGGACACAUUUACUAAAUAAGAAUAAAGAAAAAGGAGUAUUUAAUAUUCCCUAAAACCCAGUAAAACUCAGCACAUAUGCCAGUGUUUGAGCUGAAGGUGAGAAAGUGACACACUGGUUGGAUAGUUAGCAGAUAUAUGUACAGACAGCACCAGUCUGAUGCCUCAAGCAGGAAGCAAGUGAAGCCUGGUCUUCUAGAAGGUUAGGCAACCUAAACUCCAUGUCCUCAGGAUUUUUUCCAUCAAUAUUUGGAGCAUAUAUUUAGACCAACAGUUCAUCGGUCACAUAUGAAAAGACAUAGCAAGACAAGGAAUCAUAUCAGACGAAUGCGCUACUUGAGAAAGAGCGUCACAAAACUCAAGCUACUUUUAAACUCUGUUCAUAGCAUCUUUUAUAAUUUUAUUAGCAGUCUAGGUCUGUGCUUCUCUUUUUUUACAGAAAGCAUUUAUUCUUCUACCCUGGAAGAAGAAACAGAGACCUUAUUGCACCAGCUACAUUAGGUCCAUGCACCAAUGAGUUUGACACCUGACUCAGUGAGUCAUCUGAUUACCUCAGGUUGUUAGGCAAUUGAGGGCAAAAAUAUAUCAUGAGAUAUCAUCAUGUCACAUGUUGCUAGGUUUCAGCUCACAGAGAUGUUGUUUCGGAAUUGGCUAUGUUAAAGUUAAAGGUCAACACUGGGCCUUCUCACUUGCUUGAAUAAUAAGACCGUGGAGCACAAAGUUUAACUAGAAUUUUACACUGGGUGAUGACAAUACCAAGAGUUCAAAGUGACAAAAGAACCAGAGAUUUAAAAUAAUUAGGCUUUGACUGAAUUUAAAAACCAUAUCAGAACUACUGUAGUAAAGUGAUGCUUAUUUGCAAUUUGAAUUAAUGUAUUUUUCAUAGGUGAUUGACUAGCUUACUAGCUCUUAUGUUAGCAAGUAAACUGAAGCCAUUCUUUACAUCUCCUUCCAGAAAAACAUAUUUCAAUACUGUAGCAAUAAUUAAUACCAACAUUUGCUAUGCUUUAAGGCAUCAUUCUAGGGUUGUGUAUUAGUGACGGUGUGAGGAAACAUUCAGACUUCAUAAAAAAUGUACAGUAAAAUUUGUUUUCUGAGAUGAACAGUGGCCUCUGACUGUUGACUGCUGUCAAUCAGGUCUGAGCUAGUUGUUGACAUUCAUUUAUACAGUAUGUGCAUAAUAUGUAAUACAGCCAUAGAUUAGAAAUGCUGUUUUCAGCACAUAUUGGUGAGACAUAGACCAGAAGGAGCUGUGAUGUGUCAGUUCAGUAAAGGGAAUUUAAUGCAUUUCACGAAAAACAGCAGCACUGUGCUACAACUUUUAACAUUUUUAAAUCAUUAUAUAGAAUGUGAGGUUAUGUAAAGCUGCACUAAUCAACAUUUUUUAUAAUAGCAGUGUAUUAAAGUGUAAUGUGAAUGGGAUCCUGACUAGUGAUGGUCCCACAAAGAAUUAUCCUUAGACUUUGCAGUACCACUCAGCUCAAUGCCUUUGCUUUAGCCUCCUCCAGCUUAUUGUUUUGAUCCAUUGUCACCAAUGUAAUUAUUGUCUUUUCACUUAGAAAAACUAGCUAUUUUGGUGAAUUCUGAUAAAUCCACUGAAUACUAUGCACUUAGCGCCAAAUAGCAGGCAAACAAGGCUACUAGCUAACUAGCUUGUUAGCGUAGCAAAACACUUAGCAGGGAAACAACCGGAAGUUUUCUAGGUGGAGUUUUAAAAGAUGAAAACAGGAAAAAGAAGAAGAAUGAAAGUUUGACUUAAGCUCACAAGGUGGCCAGAAACAUGACAUAUGUAAAUGAGCAAAUGUUUGCUAAUACACACCCACACAUGUCAUUGUACUGCCACUAAUUGGCCUAAAAGAUAAAACAUUUAAUGCAGUUAGAUCAGAAGGUAGCAGGUCUUGUAAAAUGGUCAGGAAACAGUAAAAGCAUUCUGCUAAUACUGAUGAAUGUUUUUUGCUGCUUUUAAAGAUGUUAAAAUAAGUCUUUCAGUAUUUUGUGAUUGGCUUAUUAGCACACUUUCUACAAGAUGUACCCCGGUCUGGUCCAUGAGCACAGAGGUUAAUCUCUGAUGAAGGUUGUCGAUGAUAAAAGCUGUAUUUAAGUCUCAUGUUUCCCGUUUUGGUGGAGAGUCUGUGACACACAUCUCUAUGGGAGCAUGUCUGACAUGAACCUUCUCAAAAAGCUUGAUGGUACAAUUUUAAACAAAAGACCAUUUAAUUUCUUGUUUGUGUUGUCUACUGUGUUCUACCCAUGUUUGUAAAAGUGCCUUUGGCUGAGCAGUAUUGAAUCACUCUGCUGUUGCUGUGUGUUUCAUAUUUUGCUGUGCCGUGCUCAAAGAUUCUGCCCUGUUUACUUGUCUUUACAAAAGUAAAUAAAGAGGAUCCCUAUUUUGGGGCCAAGUCUGAAUCCACACAGUAAAUGUUUCCAUCAUGUAGAGUGCUUAAUUAAGGCUGCAGCAGCAGAGUGUGUAAUGGUGUUGUGUGUGAAACUCACCUUAAAGAUCGUGACCGCACGUCUUCAAGCAUCUCAUAUGUUUUUGAUCUUUGGAAGGGGACAUGUAGUCAACUGUUGUUUUUUCUUCUUCAAUAAAGGCUUUUGCAACAGCGUCA
Molecule: messenger RNA, 7095 nt
Organism: Monopterus albus (swamp eel)
Lineage: Eukaryota; Metazoa; Chordata; Actinopteri; Synbranchiformes; Synbranchidae
Gene: lpp
Product: LIM domain containing preferred translocation partner in lipoma
Exons: 12
Coding region: 381-2090 (569 amino acids)
Biological process (GO): cell-cell adhesion
Cellular component (GO): stress fiber; focal adhesion
Source: RefSeq, a predicted model, not a curated record